This is a messenger RNA of Capra hircus (goat), 1015 nucleotides long. RefSeq names its product olfactory receptor 9A4-like. The record is from RefSeq and is a predicted model, not a curated record. Gene Ontology annotation, biological process: G protein-coupled receptor signaling pathway. Gene Ontology annotation, molecular function: G protein-coupled receptor activity; olfactory receptor activity. The transcript has a single exon. Lineage: Eukaryota; Metazoa; Chordata; Mammalia; Artiodactyla; Bovidae. Gene Ontology annotation, cellular component: membrane.
AUGUUGGGGAAUCACUCCAGUGCCACUGAAUUCUAUCUCCUUGGCUUCUCUGGAUCUAGAGAACUACGCCAUAUCCUCUUUGCUACCUUCUUCUUCUUCUACUCAGUGACAUUUAUCGGUAACACAGUCAUCAUUGUGAUUGUCUGUCUUGAUAAACGGCUGCAGUCUCCCAUGUAUUUCUUCCUUGGUCAUCUCUCAGCCUUGGAGAUCCUGGUGACCACCAUUGUCGUCCCCGUGAUGCUCUGGGGGCUGCUGCUCCCUGGGAUGCAGACAGUAUCUCUGGCUGCAUGUGUCACCCAGCCCUUCCUGUACCUUGCUCUGGGAACCACAGAGUUUGCCCUGUUGGGAGCGAUGGCUGUGGACCGUUACGUGGCCAUCUGUAACCCCCUGAGGUACAACGUCAUUAUGAACAGCCGCACCUGCAACUUGGUGGUAAUUGUGUCAUAGUUGUUUGGGGUCCUUUUUCAAAUUUGGCCAGUUUAUGCCACAUAUCAGCUUUCCUACUGCAAAUCAAACGUGGUGGACAAUUUUUUCUGCGACCGAGGGCAAUUGCUCAAACUAUCCUGUGAUAAUACUCUUUUCAUGGAAUUCAUCCUCUUCUUAAUGGCUGUUUUUGUUCUUUUUGGUUCUUUGAUCCCUACAAUUGUCUCCUACACCUACAUCGUCUCCACCAUCCUCAAGAUCCCCUCGGCCUCCGGCCGCAGGAAAGCCUUCUCUACGUGUGCCUCCCACUUCACCUGUGUUGUGAUUGGUUACGGCAGCUGCUUGUUCCUCUACGUGAAACCCAAGCAAACACAGGCCACGGACUACAACCGGGUUGUUUCCCUGAUGGUUUCCGUAGUCACCCCUUUCCUCAACCCUUUCAUCUUCACUCUCCGGAACGACAAAGUCAUAGAAGCACUUCAGGACAGAGUGAAACAGUGCUGUCAUCUGUUCAGAAACUAGUCUUGCCCUAAAGCUUUUUAUUCCGGAGAAGGCAAUGGCACCCCACCCCAGUACUCUUGCUUGGAAAAUC